AUGGCUCCCGUUUACGCCGACCACCCGUUUCAGCUCAUCCCGGACCCGCGGCCGGAGGGCAUCAAUACAAAGAAUGACAUCUUUGACAACUCGGCGGUCGAGAUGACGGCCAUCCACAACUGCUUCAUCCGCGGCAUCAACGCCAUCUACUUGCAGGCGCCGCACGUCAAGCCCCAGGAAGUCAAGGCGUUUGCCAACUACGCCGCGCUCUGGGCCAAGAUGGUGCACAUCCACCACCACGAAGAGGAGACCCAGUUCUUCCCCAUCGUCGAGAAGAUGGCCGGCGAGCCGGGGCUCAUGGCCACCAACGUCGCGCAGCACCACGAGUUCCACGACGGCCUCGAAAAGUACACGGCCUAUGUCCAUGCCGUCGCGGCCGGCAAAGAACCGUACGAUGGCAAUGCGCUGCGGGCCAUCAUCGACGCCUUUGGCGGCGUCUUCAUCCAGCACCUGACGGAGGAAAUCACGACGCUCAUGGGCCUCCGCAAGUACGGCGCCGAGCGCUUCAAGGACUACCCGGCCGAGUGCGCCAAGCUCGGCAAGCAGGCCAUUGCCAGCGCCGGCGCCACCACCGGCAUCAUUUUCGUCUUUACCUGCCUCGACGUCCACUUUGAGGACGGCCGCUGGGCGGCCUUCCCGCCCAUGCCCUGGAUCGUCGUCCAAAUGUUCCGCUAUGUGCAGUAUUGGUUCCACACCGACUGGUGGAAGUUUGGCCCCUGCGACCGCCUGGGCAACAUGCGGCCGCUCUAUGCGGUGCCUGCAGAGUAA
Molecule: messenger RNA, 768 nt
Organism: Sporothrix schenckii 1099-18
Lineage: Eukaryota; Fungi; Ascomycota; Sordariomycetes; Ophiostomatales; Ophiostomataceae
Exons: 2
Coding region: 1-768 (255 amino acids)
Source: RefSeq, a predicted model, not a curated record